UUUCAUAUUUUGUUUUUUGGUGGUUGUUUGGUGGUGACUUUGAAUCGGUAGAAAAUUGAAAUUUGUGGUUUUUUUUGAUGAUAAUUCAUUAGAAGAUUAUUCGUUUAACCACCAUGCUUGUCCGAAACUUUUUUCAAGCCGCACGAUUGUUGAACAAUGCUCAACAUCGAACGGCAUUGAUAAUGGCAUUACAACAACAAAACCAGCAACAAUUUCGUAUGAUUAGUUCACGAUCAGCACCACCAUUGCCGGCAAUUGAUGAUGAAGUUGGCAAUGAAUAUGAUCCAAAAAUGGAUGGCUCAUUGGAAGAUUUUCUUAACAUUCGUUUUGGUUCAAAUAUGCCAACUAUAAUGGAUGAAAAAAGUGAACGUCGUGAUUUAGUGAAUUUUCCACGACCAGUGCAUGUUGAUUUUCCUGAACCAUGUCGUUUAGGUAUCAUACCGGAAUCAUGGUUUCAAAUGUUUUAUGAUAAAACCGGUGUUACUGGUCCUUAUUGUUUCUUUUGGGGUUUUUUGACAUUUCUAUUAUCAAAAGAAUGGCUUGUAUUUGAACAUGAAUUAUUGGUCGGUAUUGAAGCUACAAUUAUUCUUGGUUUUGCUGCCAAAACAUUUGGACCAGCCAUUCGUAAUAAAAACUGUGCCAAAGUUGAUGCAAUCGAAAAAUCAUGGGAUGAUUGGCAAAAAGGAAUGAUUAAAUUCUUGAAUGAUUUCAUUAAAUCAGAGGAAUCUGUUCGUGAUGCACCAAAACAACAUUCAAUACUGUUCGAUGCAAAACGUGAAAAUGUUCAAUUACAAUUGGAAGCUGAAUAUCGCCGUAGACAAAUGGAAGCCUAUCAAGAAGUACGACGACGUCUUAAUUAUCUAGUAGCUAAAGAAGAAGCUGAACGACAAUUUCAACAAAAAUAUAUGGUACAAUGGAUUAUCGAUAAUGUGGCUAAAGGUAUAACACCAGCACAGGAAAAAGAUACAUUACGUACAACAUUGGCCGAUUUGAAACGUUUAUCGAAUACAGUGAAAAUUUAAAUUUCAAAAAUAUAUAACUAAAUAAAAUACAAUCAAUUGAUGUUUGAUUGAAAUUAA
Dermatophagoides farinae (American house dust mite) is the source of this 1079-nucleotide messenger RNA. RefSeq names its product ATP synthase subunit b, mitochondrial (gene ATPsynB). Gene Ontology annotation, molecular function: proton-transporting ATP synthase activity, rotational mechanism. The record is from RefSeq and is a predicted model, not a curated record. Gene Ontology annotation, biological process: proton motive force-driven ATP synthesis. NCBI's taxonomy places the organism in Eukaryota, Metazoa, Arthropoda, Arachnida, Sarcoptiformes, Pyroglyphidae.